This is a messenger RNA of Peniophora sp. CBMAI 1063, 1236 nucleotides long. The record is from the annotation of a GenBank genome assembly. Lineage: Eukaryota; Fungi; Basidiomycota; Agaricomycetes; Russulales; Peniophoraceae.
AUGACUACGCCAGAGCCCGUAUCCCGCAAGGCAGCGCACUUCACGCUUGAAAACGUCAUCCGGCCGAAUAUCCUCGCUCUUCAUCCGUACCGAUGCGCGCGCGACGACUACUCCGAAGGGAUUCUGGUCGACGCGAACGAGAACGCUAUCGGCCAUGCAAUCUCUAAAGCUACAUCCCCGGCAGACGGCGCGCAGGAUAUGGCUCACAUGCUCGACCUGGACUUGAACCGCUAUCCCGAUCCCUCGCACCCAGCCAUCAAAUCGCGCAUCGCCGAGCUGCGCGGUUUGCCUGGAUCGGGAUACGUCUUUCUGGGCGUAGGAUCGGACGAGUGUAUUGAUCUACUCAUGCGUAUAUGCGUGAAGCCGGGUGGAGAGGAGAAGAUUCUCACCUGUCCGCCGACGUACGGGAUGUACGCCGUUUGCGCGCAAGUGAACGAUAUCGGUGUGGUCAAGGUUCCGCUAGAACUGAGCGGCGACAAAGGAGAAGGUGGUGAGGAAGGUCGGUUCAGUGUCCGUGUUGAUGAGGUAAAGCAGGUUCUGGCAUCGGACCCCUCGAUUAAGCUCGUGUUCUUGUGUUCUCCCGGUAAUCCCACUGGGACUUUGCUGUCUCUCAAGAGUAUUCGGGCCAUAUUGGACUUUGAACCGUUCAAGGGCAUCGUGAUGGUCGAUGAGGCGUACAUUGACUUCUCGGAACCCGGUACCAGUGCUGCACAACUCAUCGAAGAAUACCCCAACCUGUGUGUCAUGCAAACGCUUAGCAAGAGCUUCGGCCUUGCCGCUAUUCGUUUGGGUAUCACGUUGGCACAACCACCAUUGCUACAAAUUCUUUCGAACACGAAGGCACCGUACAAUAUCUCAACACCGACCGCCUACCUUGCACAACAAGCUCUAUCCCCAGAAUCAUUGUCUGUCAUGAGAUCCAACGUGCAAACGCUCUUAGAGCAGCGCACGGCGCUUCUGGGUUUGCUCAAAACCGUGGAUGGUUUGGGUCCGGCGAUCGGCGGUAACGACGCAAACUUCAUCAUGGUCCCCGUGUUGGCGAAGGACGGAAGCGGAACUCCCGAUAGCGCGCGAGCGCAACGCGUAUACAAGACGCUUGCGGAGGAAGAGGGCGUCGUCGUGCGUUAUCGCGGGAACGAAUUGGGUUGUCCAGGAUGUCUACGCGUCACCGUCGGGACGGAGGCGGAGAACAAUGUUGUUGUGGAGAAGAUGCGUAAAGUGUUGAAGGCCCUCUAG